Molecule: messenger RNA, 1767 nt
Organism: Alternaria incomplexa
Lineage: Eukaryota; Fungi; Ascomycota; Dothideomycetes; Pleosporales; Pleosporaceae
Exons: 5
Coding region: 1-1767 (588 amino acids)
Biological process (GO): proteolysis
Cellular component (GO): fungal-type vacuole
Molecular function (GO): serine-type carboxypeptidase activity
Source: RefSeq, a predicted model, not a curated record
AUGUUCACCAAGUCGGUAGUGACGCCUUUGUUGGCGCUUUCAAGCCUCGCCCUACAAGCUGCUGCUGUCUCUCAGAAGCAAUGGACUAAGAGGAGCGACCACUUGUACUUGCCGAAAGAGACUAGCGACUACAAGACCGCGACUGCUCCGAACAAUGUCACUAUUCGGUACAAGAAUCCUGGUAUCUGCGAGACCACUCCAGGCGUGGACAGCUACUCUGGAUAUGUGGAUUUGACACCUGAUGUCCAUGUGUUCUUCUGGUUCUUCGAAUCUCGUAAUGAUCCAGCAUCGGACCCGUUCACCCUCUGGCUGAACGGAGGUCCUGGAUCUGACUCGCUGAUCGGCUUAUUCGAGGAGAACGGACCUUGCAUGAUCGAUGACAACCUUACAGCAGUAUACAACCCAUACAGCUGGAACAAUGUCUCGAAUAUGCUGUACAUCUCGCAGCCUGUCGGAACUGGUUUCAGCUACCAGAAGCAAGGUGUCGGAAGCUUCAACUCGUUCUCCGAAGACUUCCACUACAACUCUAGCGAAUGGCCCGCUACUGGUCGAUGGCCUCUGCUCGAGCCGCUGAACACUGGUACUAUUGAUACUACGGAUCUCGCCGCAGUUGCUGUCUGGCACGUUUUCCAAGCCCUUCUGGCCACCAUUCCCAAGUUUGAUGCCAAGCUUGGAGACUUGGAUGCUGCAAGAGACUUCAACCUAUUCACCGAGUCGUACGGCGGUCACUAUGGCCCAGCAUUCUUCAGCUACUUCUACAACCAGAACCUGAAGAUCGAGAACGGAAGCAUGCCCGGAUACCCACUCAACUUCAACUCGCUCGGCAUAAUCAACGGCAUCAUUGACGAGGCCAUCCAAGCCGAGCAUUACCCCGAGUUCGCUGUUAACAACACUUACGGCAUCAAGGCGUAUAACGACACCGUUUACUCGUACGCCAAGUUCGCGAACAACAUGUACAACGGAUGUCUCUACCAGAUCGCCCUCUGCCGAGCUGCCGCCGAAGGCAACACCACCUACUACCACGCCGAUGCAAAGAUCACCGAAGCCGAGCUAACACCAGGCGAGAUGCAGAUCUGCAACGAAGCAGCAGACAUGUGCCGUGACAACGUCGAAUCUCCAUACUACUAUUAUUCAGGCCGCGGCGUCUACGAUAUCCGUCACACGUACGAGGACCCGACACCCCCCUCUAACUACGGCGAUUACUUGAACCUUGCAGAAAUCCAGGAUGCUCUCGGUGUUACACUCAACUACUCUGGUAGCAAUGGCAUAUACUAUGCUUUCCAAAACACGGGAGACUUCAUCUACCCCAACUUCAGGCUCGAUCUGGAGUACUUGCUGAGCCAGGAUGUGCGUGUUAGUCUGGCGUAUGGCGAUGCUGACUACAUCUGCAACUGGUUUGGUGGUGAAGCUAUCAGUCUGGCGAUGGAGUACACUCACAGCGACGAGUUCCGUGCCGCAGGUUACGCGCCUAUGAUGGUUGAUGGUACGGAAUACGGCGAGGUACGCCAGUAUGGCAACUUUAGCUUUGCGCGCGUCUACGAGGCCGGUCAUGAGAUCCCUUACUACCAGCCUGUUGCCGCGUUGGCAUACUUCAACCGUACUCUGUACCACUACGAUAUCGCGACUGGCGAGGAGAAGGUCACUGCCAACUUGACAUCCUCUGGCCCUGCGAAUGCAACGCACACGCAAUCAUUCGUGCCGAUUACGUCGUCCAUCAUUCAGGCCUUCCCUUCGCCUAUCUAUCCUGCGACGACAUCGGGGUACUAA